UACCCAUUCCCAUUCACACAUCUCCUCUCAUUCUUCGCAUUCGAUGACUUUUCUUCCCCCCUAAACCCUGGAGUACAUUUCUUGAAAGUCUGCUAGGGUUGAGGAGCUGGUAAUUAAGCCAAUCGAAGAUGAAAUUCGGGGAGGCUUUUAUGGAGUAUGUUAAUGGGAAUCAGGAGAGGUUUACUGAUAAGUGCUCUCACGUUGAGUACAAGAGGCUCAAGAAGGUCCUCAAAAGCUGUAGGGCUUGCAGGGGACUAAGGGAUUCUUGCCCUAGAGCAGCUGGACAGGAUGAACUUGGAAACCAAACACGGCUAGACUCUGAAUUCUGUCAAUGUGAAGCUUGUCCAUUGUGUGAUCAGAUGUUCUUUUCCGAGUUGAUGAAGGAAGCUUCAGAGAUAGCUGGAUUCUUUAGUUCAAGAGUUAGACACCUUCUCCAGCUUCAUAUUGCCACCGGGAUGCAAAGAUACAUGAUCUGCUUACGUCAAUGUUUCAAGGAUGAUCACCAAGCAAUGGCACAAGAGGGGCAGAUGUUGAUUGAAUAUGUUACCAUGAAUGCUAUUGCUUUGCGCAAAAUCCUUAAGAAAUAUGAUAAGGUGCACAGAUCUGUUAAAGGAAGAAAUUUUAAAUCUAAGAUGCGGGCCAAACAUAUAGAGAUACUGCAAUCUCCUUGGUUAAUAGAACUCGGAGCUUUCUACAAGAACUGUGAUGAGCCAGAUGGUCCCAACUUGUUUUCCAGUUCAUUCUCUUGUGAUCUGAAUGCUGCAGAGCCUGUAUUAACCUUGAUGCUUCCAGAUUCUGUGACGUUAGAAUAUAACCUGAAUUGUGCUAUUUGCUUGGACCUUGUUUUCAAUCCGUAUGCUUUGAGCUGCGGCCAUAUUUUUUGUAAAUUAUGCGCUUGCUCAGCUGCUAAGGUUAUGGUUUUCCAAGGUCUUAAGGCUGCAAAUCCAGAGUCCAAGUGUCCAGUUUGCAGAGAGGAAGGAGUAUAUGGUGACGCAGUGCAAAUGAUAGAACUUGAUCUGUUAUUGAAGAAAAGGUGCAAGGAUUAUUGGAAGGAGAGGCUGGUCGAUGAACGCGCUGAGAUGGUGAAGCAAUCCAAGUUCUACUGGGAAAUACAAGCCAAGUAUAUGUUUGGAUAUUGAUAUAUAAGCAGAGUUCCUAUUUGAUCGCUACUGAGCGGUCUCAUCAGAAUUUGCAAACUGCGAAUCGUUUCACAAACCACUACCCAAUAAUUUACUCAAACUUCUAUCAUGCGUGAGUAUAUUAGGAAGAGAGGGGACGUGGUGAGAAGAAAGAGCAUGGCAAUGAGUCACAAGUGUUUGCUUGCGAUGUCCAUUCGAAAAAAGGUUGGUUGAGUUUGAUUUCACAUAUUGAAGCACAUAAAAACAUUUGGAUGUGUGACUUAGAUUCCUUUU
Rhododendron vialii is the source of this 1412-nucleotide messenger RNA. Its product is annotated as probable E3 ubiquitin-protein ligase BAH1-like. Bases 129 to 1139 code for a protein of 336 amino acids. The record is from RefSeq and is a predicted model, not a curated record. Lineage: Eukaryota; Viridiplantae; Streptophyta; Magnoliopsida; Ericales; Ericaceae. The transcript is spliced from 6 exons.